Molecule: messenger RNA, 1211 nt
Organism: Prunus dulcis (almond)
Lineage: Eukaryota; Viridiplantae; Streptophyta; Magnoliopsida; Rosales; Rosaceae
Product: 1-aminocyclopropane-1-carboxylate oxidase
Exons: 3
Coding region: 1-906 (301 amino acids)
Source: RefSeq, a predicted model, not a curated record
AUGGCAAUCCCAGUUAUUGAUUUCUCAAAGCUUGAUGGUGAAGAAAGGGCCCAAACGUUGGCUCAGCUUGCUAAUGGAUGUGAGGAAUGGGGCUUCUUCCAGCUGGUGAACCAUGGAAUUUCAGAUGAGCUUCUGGAGAGGGUAAAGAAGGUGAGCUCUGAGUGCUUUAAACUGGAAAGAGAGGAGGAAUUCAAGAAGUCUGCACUUGUGAAGUCAUUGAAUGGCCAAAAGUUGGAGAACGUGGACUGGGAGGAUGUCUUCACCCUCCUGAAUGAUAAUGAAUGGCCCUCGAAAACCCCUGGAUUCAAGGAAACCAUGACAGAGUACAGGACAGAACUGAAGAAACUAGCUGAGAGGAUCAUGGAAGUGAUGGAUGAGAACUUGGGCCUACCAAAGGGAUACAUCAAGAGAGCAUUCAAUGGUGGAGAAGAAGACAAUGCCUUCUUUGGCACCAAGGUGAGCCACUACCCACCAUGCCCUCAGCCAGAGUUGGUGACUGGUCUCCGAGCUCACACCGAUGCCGGGGGUGUCAUCUUACUCUUCCAAGAUGACCAGGUGGGAGGCCUUCAAAUCCUCAAAGAUGGGCAAUGGAUAGAUGUGCAGCCAUUGCACAACUCUAUUGUCAUUAACACAGGGGACCAAAUUGAGGUCCUGAGCAAUGGCCUCUACAAGAGUGUUUGGCACCGGGUUUUAGCCACCACAACUGGAAACAGAAGAUCAAUUGCUUCAUUCUAUAACCCAUCACUCAAGGCCACCAUAGCUCCUGCACCACAACUGGUGGAGAAAGCAAACCAAGAAGUGGAUCAAGCAUAUCCCAAGUUUGUGUUUGGUGACUACCUCUCUAUAUAUGCUGAGCAGAAGUUCCUCCCCAAGGAACCAAGGUUCCAAUCUGUGAGGGCCGUGUGAGAAAUUAUAGGACUCAUGUGGACAAAAAGAAAAAAGAAUACUUCAGUUUCUCUCUCUUUCUUUUUUUCCUUUUUUUAAUUUUAUUUUUUUGGGGUGCUUAAUUAUAAUUACUACAUACUCGCUCAUCUCUCACUCUUAACUAAAACUCUGUAUGGGAGGAGAAAGCUGAAGUGGGUGUAAGUCUGUCUGCGCUUCAUAUUUCUCUAUAUCUUUCUUGUUAUGUAAUGCUGCUAAUAGUGUGCUCCACUUGGGAUGUGCUCUGUAAAAUAGUAAUAUAAUGGAUUGCAAUCUUAAAUAUUGCUGGU